CACAUACUGAUACACCUCCUUCAUUGCCCCAUUGACAGUACCAUUUAAACCCUAUCACCUUUACUUCCUACUCCCCCUAUUCAAAACAACUCAACUCAUCAUGUUCGCCCGUCACUGCUCCCGCCUCGUCGCCUCGCGGACCGCCCGGCCGCUGUCCGCCCACCUGCGAACAUACACCUCCGCAACCUCGGCAUACGAGCACAUCCUCACCUCGACCCCCAAGCCGGGAGUGGGACUAAUCACCCUCAACCGCCCCAAAGCCCUAAACGCCCUCUCCAGCCCCCUCUUCCGCGAACUCAACGAUGCCCUCACCCAAUACGACGAAGACAAGGACAUUGGCGCCAUCAUCAUCACGGGCAGCGAGAAAGCGUUCGCAGCCGGCGCCGACAUCAAAGAAAUGGCCCCCCUAACCUUCUCCGCGGCGUACACCACCAACUUCAUCGCGCCAUGGUCGCACCUGGCCACGAGCAUCCGCAAGCCCGUGAUCGCCGCCGUGUCCGGGUACGCGCUGGGCGGCGGGUGCGAGCUGGCCCUGAUGUGCGACAUCCUCUACUGCACGGCGACGGCGACCUUCGGGCAGCCCGAGAUCAAGCUCGGGGUGGUGCCGGGCGCGGGCGGGUCGCAGCGGCUGACGCGGGCCGUCGGGAAGAGCAAGGCCAUGGAGCUGAUCCUUACGGGCAAGAACUUUAGCGGCACGGAGGCCGGCCAGUGGGGGGUGGCGGCCAAGGUGGUCGAGGGCGGGCUGGAGGAGGUGCUGGCGGCGGCGGUCGCGACGGCCGAGACGAUCGCGGGCUACUCGCGCGUGGCGGUCGUGGCGGGCAAGGAGGUGGUCAAUAAGAGUCAGGAGCUGGCGUUGCGCGAGGGCGUCGAGUUCGAGAGGCGCGUGUUUCAUGGGUUGUUUGGGAGUCGGGAUCAGAAGAUUGGAAUGGAGGCUUUCGCGGGGAAGAAGAAGCCGGAAUGGUCGAACGAAUAGGCGGUUGAUAUCCGUUUGGAGUCUCCAGGUGAGGUAGCAAGCUGUUGCGGAUGUGUUUCUCACAUGAUAUGGUCCCUGUCCGUCAGUGGAGUGGUAGCAACAUCCCAAUUGGAAUCAUUAAUCGUG
Messenger RNA from Aspergillus japonicus CBS 114.51, 1099 nucleotides. It is a transcript of the gene echA, whose product is annotated as enoyl-CoA hydratase echA. The transcript has 4 exons. The record is from RefSeq and is a predicted model, not a curated record. Lineage: Eukaryota; Fungi; Ascomycota; Eurotiomycetes; Eurotiales; Aspergillaceae. Gene Ontology annotation, biological process: fatty acid beta-oxidation. Bases 101 to 973 code for a protein of 290 amino acids. Gene Ontology annotation, molecular function: enoyl-CoA hydratase activity. Gene Ontology annotation, cellular component: mitochondrion.